Messenger RNA from Argiope bruennichi, 2994 nucleotides. RefSeq lists its product as uncharacterized. Lineage: Eukaryota; Metazoa; Arthropoda; Arachnida; Araneae; Araneidae. Gene Ontology annotation, biological process: intracellular sterol transport. The record is from RefSeq and is a predicted model, not a curated record. Gene Ontology annotation, cellular component: plasma membrane; endoplasmic reticulum membrane; endoplasmic reticulum-plasma membrane contact site. The transcript is spliced from 12 exons. Gene Ontology annotation, molecular function: sterol binding; sterol transfer activity. Bases 362 to 1576 code for a protein of 404 amino acids.
AACGUUGAUGAGGAAACGCCAUUACUAAUGGCAUAGACAAGAGCGACAGCUUAGAGAAUCAAACUUAAUUGAAUCCGCUACGUCAGCUGAUUCUGUGAGUUGCUCUGAGUAACCUUCAUCAUGUUGUACCCGCAACAGAGAAAUGAGUUAAAUGGGUAGACUGCGCUAAAUCGAAACAGAAAGGAAUGUUGAUAAAAAACCAAUUUUAUACCAGUUUAUAUUUUAUUCGCAUAAAAUUGGGGAUAAAUUUAACAUAACUGCGCAACGAAAUUAAAUAACGAAACUACGAAAUGUAAGAAGUGUGCAUUCCAACAGCUAUAGAACCGCAUGUAGGAUGUUGCUCGAGCAGUUAUGAGAGAGUAUGCCCCAUAGUGUUCCCGUCUCUACGCCAACAACACCCCCGUCUCCCCUACCCCACUCGCGGCUCGCGAGGUCCCACAAUAGAAGGUUCCAUGUCCGAUUCCCAGGCGUGGAUUCCGAAGAGCACCUCCUUGAUUAUUACUCUUGUGCACUGGUGGCAGAUAUUUUACUUCAAGGGCACUUGUAUAUAACAGAAAAUUAUUUUGCUUUUUAUUCGAAUAUAUUUGGGAGAAAAACACAGAUACUGCUCCCUGUUAGUGAAGUCAUUAAAGUUACGAAAGAAAGAACUGCCAAAAUAAUUCCUAACGCUGUUGGUCUUUACACUGUUGGAGGCAAGCACGUCUUUGGUUCUCUGCUGCAAAGGAAUACAACCUACCGGUUGAUGCAUCAUGUUUGGCUUAAAUCUGCCGAUCCAGACACUACGGAGGAGGAGCCAACGGCCAGUGAGGCCUCUGAGCCAGGGACUUCGGACGAGGCAGUACCCAGCCAGAUCCCGGCGGUCACUGCCCCACCCCCUGCUCGGCCAGACGAUCUGCCGGUGCGCCGUCUUUCCAGGCGCAAAUCGGACCUCUUCCCUCGCAUAUCUGCCAAAGCGGCAGCUCGCCGCCAUUGUCCGGCAGCUUCCACAACGGGGGUUGUCGUCGACGAAAUAACACUCAGCAAGUGUCCCUGGGACUGUGCCAGGAGCAGGAUUAUAUUUUCAGAUUCAUCAAAAAUGCUAAGUCACCAAGUGACAAACUCAUCGCUGGGCCUUUUACUCACAAGGAACUUACUGGAACAGAGAUAUGCUCCGGCGACGUUCACAGAUUGCUUUACCAGGGUAGAAGGUAACGUCCACACAGUAGCUAACAGCAGCUUUCUUCCCAAGAGUACUUUGAUUCUGCUGGCAGCAACACUUUUAUUGGUUUUACUUUUUUUGUUGGCAACCGUACUAGUCUACAGAGUAUCAUUCCUCUACAGCAAAAACGCCAUCGAUGACAGCUGGACCUCGAAACCAGGACAAAGGAUAUCGAGAUAUUUAGAAAUAUUGAAGCAACAACAGGAAGCGGUCGAAGAAGAAAUUCAAAGAAUAACUACAACGCUGAAAAAUCGACUGAAUGAUUUGGGACAGGUUCGACAGUCAAUUGAUCAAAUUACUGCCUUUACAAAGCAAUCAUCUUUUCAUAUGCGAAAUGACAACGUAGAAGCAACUAUGGAUGCGAACGCAUCUUCGUAGAAAAAAAAUAAGUGAUGAUAUCAAAAUGCAUAUAUUUAUAUCAUUUACAAACCGUUACUUAUUGUUAAAUUCGAAUCAAAAUCAGUGCAAUAUUAGGGAAAAAGCGCAAUAUUUUUUUGAUGUUUUGUUUUCUUUUUUAAUAUCUACUGAAAUAUAUGCAAGUUUAUUGCAAUUUCAUAAGACUGUUGUAAAACAGGACUUCUUAAAGAUUUUAAAUACCGCAAUUAAAAAUUUUAUCCCAAUUUGGGAAAGAUAUAUGAAAAAGAAAUAAGUAAAGAUAAACUGAAAUGAAAUUAAUUUCGUUUAUUCACGAAAUACUUAAAUUCAAACUAAUUUUAGCACCCGACAGUGCAGAAUCAAAAACGCAAAAUCUUUGCAAGUUUUCAUGCUACUUAUGUAUUAACGCGUACCACGGAGAUCUUCAUGUUUAACAGCAUAUCAUUGGCAAACAUUCAGUAAAUUAAUAUGUCAUGUCUUGAGGUAUUUUUGGCGAUUAUUCGCUGAUUGCAAUAAAAAUCUUUAGCAAUUAAUCAUGACUACACCAUCUCAUUUAAUUUAAGAAGCCCUGUUACAUACUACGUCUUUUCAUGUUUAAAUAACAUACCCAAUUGUUAUGCUUUUAAUUAAUUCUUAGUUAUAUUUAAUUGAAUUUAUUUUUAAAAAUUUAUAAUUAUUUCAAAGUGUAGAAUAAUGGUGUAACUUUCUGCAAUAUUUGAAACUUCAGCCAAUAUUUUAUUUUUAUUCUAAAAUUUCUACUAAUAUGAAUUUUAUUCAAUUAUCAUUUUAUUUGUCAGUAAAACUGGUUUCUGUCUAUUUGCUACUUCAUCUCAGUUAUUCCGGCUCCGACUUGAAACCAUUUAAUAAUCUUUAAAUAAAACGAAUUAAAUUCUAAAUAAGCACAUAAACUAAUUCUGAUCUUUCACUUUAGACAUUUAGAGAAUAUUUCGGAAAAAUAAUGCACCAAGUGAUCAAGAAUUGCAAAUAUUUCUAAUCAAAUUCUGCUUUGAGAUAACACAUGGUUUUAUUUCAAAUGAAAUAUCCUUCAAUAUAUUUAAAAUAAAAAUAAGGAUAGUUAAUUUGUGUUUCUGCAAAUUUUUUUGGACAUAAAUAUUUUUUAUCCUUUGAUUUUUCUUUUAUGAAUUUAUAUCACAAUUCUUGUGUAAUUAACAAAUAUUUUUAUUUAAAAAAUGAUUAAUUUUCUAUGCUUGCAAUUUUGCUUUGACAUGUUUUCACUUUAUGAAGGUUUUAUUGUUUCAUUUGAGACAAUAUAUCAACUUGAUUUAAAGAAAAUUUUACUUGUGCCAAAAUAUUUUCUAGUUUGUCGGCCAUGAAGGAACAUAUACUCACUUAGCAAAGAUGUUUCUAAAAAUUUAACUUAUAGCGUCAAACAGUAAACUGGACAUGCCAAAAAAAAAAAG